AUGGAAUGGAGGUGUCGACGGAGAUUACGGAGGGAAGCAACGACUGGACUCGAUUCUGCUACUGUGAACUCGAUGCUUCUGAUGUCAGGGCACAGAGGCGAGAAAGUUGAACUAGAGGCAAGCGUCGUGGAGAGGCGAGAAGGCAAGCACAAGGGAGGAAUUGGUGGCGCUGGUGGCAGACAGAGACGUCUGGAGAAUAAGUUUGAUUUGUGUUACAGGAGUAGCGGAAGGAUUGGUUUGAUUGUUUGGAAGGCGAGACAGAUGCCAGGUGAAAUUGUUUCUGAUUUGUUAUCAUCUUGUGGUGAAUGUGCUAAGGAGUUUGAGAUUAUAGACAUUGCCUCGGGGUUCCUCGCCAAUGAAAAUAUAGUCUCUUGUGGAACUAAUACGUCAGAUGGGAAUAAUAUUUUGAGAAUUGUUUGUUUCAUAAUUGGAGAUGAGAAAAUAUCAUGUGAAGGGCAGAAAAUUGCAUGCCUUUCGGUUCCAUUUCAUGCCAUGCUUAAUGGCUGUUUCAUGGAAUCAUUUUGUGAGGACAUUGAUCUGUCUGAAAAUAGCAUUUCCCCUUCAGGGAUGAGAGUGAUCAGUGAUUUCAGCAUAACAGGUAGUUUGAAUGAGGUUCAACCCAAUCUUUUGCUAGAAAUAUUGGUAUUUGCCAACAGAUUUUGCUGCGAAAGCCUUAAGGAUGCUUGUGAUAGGAAACUUGCCUCUUUGGUUUCCUCUAGACAAGAUGUCCAACUCAUGGAAUGUUCUUGUUUGUUUUCUUUGCUUAUUACAAGCUUAAAAUUUGAGGAGGUUACGGAUGCAUAUGGUUGGCAUCAAGAUGUGCAGCUAAUUUCUAUCUUUGACUUGAGUUCUAGUGAACUCUUAGGUUACUUUUAUCUUGACAUAUAUGCCAGGGAAGGAAAAUAUGGGCACAGCUGUGUUGUGGCUCUUCAAAAUGGUUCAUUGAUACAAAAUGCUAGACAGAUUCCAGUAGCAUUACUCAUUUCACAAUUGCAAAAGGAAGUUGAUGGUCGUCCUGGGUUGUUGCGAUCGUAUGAUGUCUUUUAUUUUUGGUUAACUCGCCAAUCGUAUGAUGUCUUUUAG
Messenger RNA from Fraxinus pennsylvanica, 1083 nucleotides. The record is from the annotation of a GenBank genome assembly. Lineage: Eukaryota; Viridiplantae; Streptophyta; Magnoliopsida; Lamiales; Oleaceae.